Molecule: messenger RNA, 4556 nt
Organism: Pomacea canaliculata
Lineage: Eukaryota; Metazoa; Mollusca; Gastropoda; Architaenioglossa; Ampullariidae
Exons: 8
Coding region: 989-3292 (767 amino acids)
Source: RefSeq, a predicted model, not a curated record
UUGGGGGGUGGGUAAGUUAUUUCAAAGCUUUAGACUAAUUGAGCAUUGAAUCAUGAGAUGUUGACGACACAGACGUGUGGGGUGGGUUGCUAACAACAAGUGUCACACCUUUGUGGUGUUGAACGCUUCAAACGUUGGAGAAGAGUGCCUUUGAUUUUUUUAAUCAAUGUGAACGACUUCUACGUGUGUGAUUACCUGGCAAACUCAAAGUAAGUUACGGUUGACUACAUCCAUAGUUUGUUUACAUGGAAUGAAAUGUGGAACGCAUAAAUGAUUUGUAGACAGCGCAACAACUGGCCGUGCCUACAUCUGGUUCAAGGGUGGCUACUGCGGAGUGACCCACAAAUCUGCUGAUUUUCUCUGUCCAUUAUUCUAGAUAAGUUAGUAUGUAGAGCGUUUUCUGCUAUAGUUUUCGGAAAAUCUACAUAUGCAUGUGCAUGUUGAAUGGAGCCUGGUUUAGUAUGUGAAGCUACUUUGAUCUAACGACUGAUGUCCUCUCAUCCAAAAUGUUCAUCUUCUCUAGUAUGGAUCGGUGAUCACAUAGUCAUGACAUACUAGUAAAAGUUCUUCAUGUGAAAAACUGGCUGUCCUUCCGUAGCUGUUGUGGUUUUACCAGAGACAGAGGUAUUAGAGGAGGUAUUAGAGGUAUCUAAGACAAACAAGAGUACACAGAUCACCGUGGCGAGAAACAGAGGCCAUUCAUUCCAAAUAUUACCAACAACGAAAGGCAAAGGGUUGCUUGCACUGUAUUCUGCAAAGUUUAUCAUGUCACAUCACUUCUGAUGGACCUGCUCUGGCAUACUUUACUAUCGGGUGGUUCACGACCUCGCCCCAGUCUGUCUGAACCUGUGUCACCAACAAGUCCAGCAGGUCAAGACCACCCAGUGCUUUUUGUAAAACACAUUGAACUCGCCUUCCUGUUGGGAAGUAAGUUGUUGUUUUUCAUAUCGACGAACGUUGGCUUGGUCUUAAGGGAGAACUGGCAGACAUGACUAGUCAGCAGCCGUCCUCUGCGCAACAGGUGCUCGUUUCAACACAAGCCCAGACAUUCUGGCUCCAGUGGGUGGAGGCCGCGUUCCCUGAUCUCGACUCACGCGCCUACUUCCUGCCUCCUGUCUACUUCAACCGCGUGCCCAUGACUAGACAGUCAGUUGUUGGUCAGGAUGUUCUGGUCCUUCAGUCAUUACAGUCUACUCAGCAGACUCCAUCGGGACAACCUGGUCAAACCAAACAGUCUACAACAUCUACACAUACCAGUCAGUCCACUGGACAAUCAAAGUCAAGAAAAGCUGGUAAGACCAAAAGGUCAACACCGUCUACACAACCCCGUCAGUCCAAUCAACCAGCGAUGACUACAACCACUGCGGCCUGGGGUUCCAUUCCUCAGCCUCGCUGUGUUGUGUACAGCGACGUCAGAGACGACGUUGCGAUGCAGCGAGUUCUCGUCUGUCUCCAGCAAAUGUCUGAACGAACUGGAGAAGUCAUGUUUGGUCUCAGUCAGCUUCAGUUUGGACAGUACCUGGGGGAACCUUGCUACGCUGCUGAGGCUGCCCAGCUGCCCCUACCAGCCAACCUUCCUUCUGCUCUGCCACGAAACUGGAAACAUGGAGACUUUGAUGUGCUUUUUAUUCACCGACAUUACGGUUUUGUCAUCUGUGAAGUUAAGGCUGUGGGAGACAACCUCAGUAAACUUAACUUGUCACAACAGGAAGAAGAAAACAUUAUCAGAGCAAAACUACAACAGGCUGUGUCACAGCUGGACAAGGCGGAGGCCAUGUUGUCUCACCUGGUGUCCGACAUCGCUCCCGGUCUGCGCAUCACUAAGACCAUCGCGGUCCCUAACCUUACGGGUCAUCAAGUUCAACAGGCCAUCUCCGGCGACAUACAACUAACUCAGGACCUGUGUCGGUGUCUGGGAACAACAGACCCCGCUGACAUCGCUGCUCUGUGUCUGUGCUGUGAUCAGUUGUCUGACCCCAAGACCCCGUGGGACGUCAGCAGUCACGUGCUGAGGGAACUCGGACACUGGUGGCAGGGACGUGUGGCUGGGGCUGGACCUGACAGUCGCAUGACACCUGGGGUGUACAAGACUUUGGUAGCCAGAUUUUGUGGUCCGGCGACAUCAGUGAUUGUUCCUUGCAUUUCUCCUCCACGUGUGAGUGUCAAGACCCUGGGUCAGGCCGUGUGGUGGACAGGAGAGUGCUAUACUGCUGUAAUCACACUCUUCCCGGAGCAAGUUCACCUGCUACACACGGCGCCUCCCACACUCUUUGUGGCGGGGCCUCCUGGCACAGGUAAAACCGUGGUGCUGCUGCUGAUGGCCAUAGAGUGGCUGCGGUCUAACAACGAAGUCUGUAUUCUGAGUACUUGGCAGAGGAGUGCCGCAUCGUGCACCAUGCUGUAUCACCUUCUACAGCAGAUAUUAAAAACACAGCUGUCAGCAAUAGCUUCACCUACUAAACUUCAUUUCCUGCAGUAUAAUUUUGGUAAUAAAAGCAGCUUUGAGAAGGCUGUGAGUGAUGUGCUACAGAUGGCAAGUGGAGGUUCGCUUCAUAUUGUUGCGGAUGAAGCAGCACCUGCAGACAAACAGUACUUCAGAGAUUUCUGUAAGGAGCUGGAAACACGAGUUCCUCAUCUCUAUAUGUGGGCAGCGAGUUAUUUUACCGACCACGCACCCGCGGGCUGGCAGGUGGGAGAGUUCAGAAGACCCCUCCGUUCCCCACCUGCUGUGGUAAGAGAGGUCACGAAAGGUCAGGAGAUAAGUCAAGCACGAAACGUGAAGCCAUACGUCUCACGCCGCGUUCCUGACCCUACAGACGGCCCGCAGGUGAGACUAGUGAGUCACGAAAGUCCAAGUCACUCCCCGAGGACGUCAUCUGACUGUGAAGAGUGUGGCCGGGAGGUCGCGAGUAUUCUACAGGAGCUUGGCGUUGGCGCUCCGGUGACUGCCACGUCAUCAGCACCAACCACGAUAUCCUUCUCCUCCAGUGGGAGCGUGGCGCCCCCCUGUCUACAGUGGAGAGACGUAUUGGUUUUGUUUUGGCGCAAUCUUAGCGAAAACUCGGGUGUGGUGACGGGGCUAAGAAAGGCGGGUAUCCCAGUGAAGGUGAUGAAGGAUGAUGACAUCGAGGAUGUGGCCACGGCCCGCAGUGAUGUGGUGUGGGCGGCGCUUGGAGACUGUGUUCAGGGUCUGGAGAGAAAAGUCGUCGUCUGUCUGGAGACCAAAACUUCUCCCACUGCCCGACUACACAACAUGUCACGAUGUACAGCACAGCUCGUCAACGUCGCGUGACUUUGUAAUGAGUCAUCAGUGAAGACUUCUAAUGACCGUCAUUAGUGAUGAUCUCUAAUGACUAUCAUUAAAGUAAUAUUUUUACUAUUUCUAACAGCAAAACGUUUUCACAAACUGCUUUCUUUUUAUGCAGUGUUUUAUAGUACAUAAUAGCAGUAUUCCAACAGUAUUAGCAGUAGUUGUGCUUGAAACAUGGAUACACGUUUCUCUUCAAAUAGUUUGCAACUUUUGUUUGAUAGUUUUCAAGACAUUCUGUUUAAAAUCUUUUAUAAACCUGCAAGUGGAACGAAUAUCAUUUUGAUCAUCCUCUUAAUCUUUCAGUGUCGAUAGAAAACCAGUGAGACAUACUAGUGUUUUUUUUUUCUGAAACAGUACUAAGAUUAAAAAAAAAAAAAAGAAAGAAAAGAACCAGGACUGCUCUCUUCACAUUUUGUAGUUUUGUCUGAGAGUUUCAAAAUUUCGUUUGCAGCUCUAGAAAUCAAUUGUUUUCUAAUUUUUUUUUUCUUCCAGUGAGGGUUUUGGCUGGGAACAUUAUCUGAUUUUUUAGACACGAACAUCUUAAAUGAUGUCAAGUGCAUACAAUGCAGCUCAUAAAUUCAACUGAUUGUUAAAUAUAGUUUCAUACAUGGUAUUUACAGAUGCUCUACCCUGAUGUUUUGCUUUUUGUCAGGGUAUGAGAUAGAAAGAAAGCGAAAGAGGGCGUGUGAGCUAAAUAAUUUGUAUUUACCCUUUUUACCUCGCUAUUUCUAUUUCCUAUUUUGCCCAUAUUCUUUCCGUAACAGUUGCUGCUAUAAAUAGUAAUGCGUGAAAUACUUUAAUGUAUAGUUCCUACUAUAAAUAGUAAUUAACAAUAAAUAUGAAUGUAUGCAAUAUUUUGACAAUGUCUAAUAUGUCUGCAUCCGUGAAAUUCAAAUGCCGCCAUGGCCUAAAUUACAAUGGUAGAAGAAGGGGAUUUAAUUGUUAUCAUAUACUUAUUUGAGCCAGUGCUGAUAUAAACACACGCACUUAUACGCCUAUAACAUGAUUUCACAAAGGAUUUCAGACAAAUUCAGCCAAGUAAUAAAAGAGAAACAUAAAUCUGCAGAGAAAGACGAGCAUGCGGACUAGUCAAUUGACUAGAAGGCAAAAAUAUAGCAUUUAGCAGCGGAAAAAAUCCUAAUGAAGAUUCUUCCUCUACUUCAUGAUAAUCGAGUCACGGGUAGAGAAAGCAGCGUUUUGUUGAUUGGUUUUUGUACGUGUUUAUUAUCGGAAUAUACAGAUACAU